CAUGAACUUUUUCACACUCGUGUCUCUGGCUCUGCCACUGACUAAAGAAAACUCACAGUUGCAUCCUUCAAGCGCUAGAGCUGAGCUGUGUGAUGAACAUACUGCAAGGGAAUCCCGUCCACCUUCACCUUCUCGUUCAACGAUCACUGAAAGGGUUGUCAUUUCCUCUGUUUUAAGCAGACUCGGGGAUCUUGAGAAACAGCUAGAAACUCUUCGCAUGAGGAAAUUCGAGAUGCCUCACGAGAAAGAGGAGUUGCUGAAUGCUGCUGUUUAUCGCGUGGAUGCACUAGAAGCAGAGCUCAUCACCACGAAAAAGGCGUUGCAUGAGGCUUUAAUGAGGCAAGAUGAACUUUUGAGUUACAUAGACCGGCAAGAGGAAGCUAAGUACCGGAGAAAGAAGUUCUGCUGGUGAAGAACUCGAGGUUGCGAGGUAAUUAGUAAAAAUUGGUUGUUCAGGGAUCUCAUUAUAGACCAUGGACCAUUGAUCACAAGUAGGUCUGAAAGCAAAUAUCUCUGUUGAUACGUAAUGUAUAUAAUA
Camelina sativa (false flax) is the source of this 538-nucleotide messenger RNA. NCBI's taxonomy places the organism in Eukaryota, Viridiplantae, Streptophyta, Magnoliopsida, Brassicales, Brassicaceae. The record is from RefSeq and is a predicted model, not a curated record.